CGGCAACCCGGAAGAGAUUCUGCCUAGAGCGGGUCACGUGAAAAUGGCCGCUGGCUGAGGUGCACCUUGAUGCUAGCAAGAGAUUCUGUGCCUGAAGAGUGGGACUCCAUUAAUCAUGACCAGCAAUCUGGACAUUUUUGUGGGGAACACCACCUUGAUCGAUGAAGAAGUCUAUCAGCUGUGGCUAGAUGGAUAUUCUGUCGACGAUGCCGUCUCCCUUCGGCUGCGUUCUGGCAUCUUGGAGCAGACGGGCGCCACGGUUGACGUCCUCCAGAGCGACACCAUGGAUCACUACCGCACCUUUUACAUGCUGGAACGCCUCCUCCAUUCUCCCCCCAAGCUGCUAAACCAGCUGCUUUUCCAGAUCCCGCCUUGCCGGCAGACGAUGCUAAUCGAAAGGUAUUAUGCCUUCAAUGCUGCUUUUGUCCGUGAGGUGCUGGGGAAAAAGCUAUCAAAAGGAACCAAGAAAGAUCUGGAUGAUAUCAGUGCCAAAACUGGGGUGACCCUUAAAAGUUGCCGCCGACAGUUUGACAAUUUCAAGCGGGUUUUCAAAGCCGUGGAAGAAUUACGCGGGUCGCUGGUAGAAAAUAUUCAACAGCAUUUCUUGCUUUCCGAUCGGUUAGCCAGGGACUACGCCGCCAUUGUAUUCUUCGCCAACAGCCGCUUUGAAACCGGGAAGAAGAAACUGCAGUAUUUGAGCUUCGAGGAUUUCGCCUACUGCGCUGAACAGAUGAUCGAGAAUUGGACUUUGGGGGCGAUGGACACCAACGUAGACGACAUGGACGUCGAUUUGGAUAAAGAAUUUUUACAGGGCCUGAAGGAGUUAAAAGUUCUGAUUGCCGACAAAGAUCUACUAGACCUGCACAAGAGCCUGGUUUGCACAGCACUGCGGGGGAAAAUCUCGGUCUUCAGUGAGAUGGAAGCCAAUUUUAAGAAUCUCAGUCGGGCUUUGAUCAACAUCGCCUCGAAGCUCACCCACACCAAAGACGUGCGGGAUUUUUUCAUUGAUCUAGUGGAAAAGUUUGUGGAGCCGUUCCGUUCCGACAAAUGGAGCUCCAACGAUGUGCAGCUUUUCCUGACCCACUACACGGCCAGCGCACACUCGUUGGAAGUGUUCAGACCUCUGGCUUUCUCCUCUUGCAGGCAUCAAGUACUUUGGGAACGAUACAUGGGUACUCUCAAGGCCUGCCUGCUGAAGAUAUACCAUGAUUAAACCCCCACAAUUUCUGUUUUUAAUUUAAAAAAAAAAACAGAUGUUAAUAAUUUAUUUCGGGAGAGACUCCCUCAAGGCCAAAGUGCCUGUUCCUCCAGGACAGAUCUCCUCUCAUUUGUGACCCAAAGCUCAUCCUUCACCUCCCCUUUACCUUUUUUUAUUCCCCUUCAUUUUGACACUGAGGACUAGUCAAUUAGUUUGAGUAGUUGUUUUGCUUUUUUGUUUUGCUCGGAUGAAAUAAAGAAUCCGUUUCGUCCCAA
Thamnophis elegans (Western terrestrial garter snake) is the source of this 1473-nucleotide messenger RNA. RefSeq names its product FGF1 intracellular binding protein (gene FIBP). Gene Ontology annotation, molecular function: fibroblast growth factor binding. Bases 116 to 1213 code for a protein of 365 amino acids. Gene Ontology annotation, cellular component: nucleus. The transcript has 11 exons. Gene Ontology annotation, biological process: platelet aggregation. Lineage: Eukaryota; Metazoa; Chordata; Lepidosauria; Squamata; Natricidae. The record is from RefSeq and is a predicted model, not a curated record.